AUGACGAGCGAGGCGCCAGAGAAUCCCAGUUCCCAGCCAGUCACUCAAAACGGGCAGGCGGAACAGCAGGAAAUCCCCGAUGGCCCAAAUCCCCCGCCCGAGCUCCCGUCGGGGCAAGAUCGACUGCCAACGCGAAAGGAUACAUCACUACGAGAGUUCUUGAACAAGAUCGACGACUGCGCCCCCAUUAUUCCCGACGCCGUGACCAGCUACUACAUGACCAAGGCGGGCCUCCCGCCGCCGCCGCAGACCGACGCCCGCCUGGCGCGGCUGCUCGCGCUGGCGACGCAAAAGUUCAUCGCCGACAUUGCCGCCGACGCGUACCAGUACAGCCGCAUCCGCGCCUCGAGCAACACCAACAACCCGAUGGGCACGCUCGGCGCGGCCGCUGGGUUCCCCAUCCCCGGGCAACAGGCGGGCCAGCCUGGCAACAAGGACCAGGGGAAGGGGGCGCCGCUGGGGAUCCAGCGCCCCGGGUACGGCGGCGGAGGGCAGGGCGGGAGCCAGAACAGGACGGUUCUGACCAUGGAGGAUCUGGGCAUGGCGGUGGGGGAGUAUGGCGUCAAUGUGAAGCGGAGCGAGUUUUAUCGCUAG
Molecule: messenger RNA, 594 nt
Organism: Metarhizium brunneum ARSEF 3297
Lineage: Eukaryota; Fungi; Ascomycota; Sordariomycetes; Hypocreales; Clavicipitaceae
Gene: TAF10
Product: Transcription initiation factor TFIID subunit 10
Biological process (GO): transcription initiation at RNA polymerase II promoter
Cellular component (GO): SAGA complex; nucleus; transcription factor TFIID complex
Molecular function (GO): promoter-specific chromatin binding; RNA polymerase II general transcription initiation factor activity
Source: RefSeq, a predicted model, not a curated record